Molecule: messenger RNA, 2170 nt
Organism: Cygnus atratus (black swan)
Lineage: Eukaryota; Metazoa; Chordata; Aves; Anseriformes; Anatidae
Gene: TENT5A
Product: terminal nucleotidyltransferase 5A
Exons: 3
Coding region: 160-1374 (404 amino acids)
Biological process (GO): mRNA stabilization
Molecular function (GO): RNA binding; poly(A) RNA polymerase activity
Source: RefSeq, a predicted model, not a curated record
CGGCGAGCGGGGCGGCGGGCGGCGCGGGGCGGCCUCUCCGACGGCGCGGGGCGGCCUCAGCCCCGGCGGGGGGCGAGGAGAGCGGCGGCUCUGCAGGCGCGGAGGACGAGGGGCGCCGGGGGGGCGGUGAGGAGCCGGAGCGGUGCCAUCCAGCCCAGCAUGGCAGAGGACGGGCAGGCCGGCGGCUGCCCCGCCGGGAGGUACGCGGGCGGUUGCGAGAGCGCGCAGUGCAACGUGCUGAGCUGGGAGCAAGUGCAGCGCCUGGACCGCAUCCUCAGCGAGACCAUCCCCAUCCACGGCCGCGGCAACUUCCCCACGCUGGCCAUGCAGCCCCGGCAGAUCGUCAAGGUGGUGCGGAGCCGGCUGGAGGAGAAGGGCAUCGGGCUGAGGGACGUGCGGCUCAACGGCUCGGCCGCCAGCCACGUCCUCCACCAAGACAGCGGCCUGGGCUACAAGGACUUGGACCUCAUCUUCUGCGCCGACCUCAAAGGGGAAGCCGAGUUUCAGACUGUCAAGGACGUGGUCUUGGACUGCCUCUUGGAUUUCUUGCCCGAGGGGGUGAACAAGGAGAAGAUCACGCCGCUUACCCUCAAGGAAGCCUACGUGCAGAAAAUGGUAAAGGUAUGCAAUGAUUCUGACCGGUGGAGUCUCAUCUCCUUGUCCAACAACAGCGGCAAGAACGUGGAGCUGAAAUUUGUGGACUCUCUGAGGCGGCAGUUCGAAUUCAGCGUCGACUCCUUUCAAAUCAAGCUGGACUCCCUGCUGCUUUUUUAUGAAUGCUCGGAGAACCCAAUGACUGAAACCUUUCACCCGACUAUCAUCGGUGAGAGCGUCUAUGGGGAUUUCCAAGAAGCUUUCGAUCACCUCUGCAACAAGAUAAUUGCCACCAGAAACCCAGAAGAGAUUAGAGGAGGGGGUCUGCUCAAGUACUGCAACCUUUUGGUAAGGGGCUUUAGGGCUGCCUCCGAGUCCGAGAUUAAGUCCCUGCAGAGAUACAUGUGCUCGAGGUUUUUCAUUGACUUCUCAGACAUUGGAGAGCAGCAGAGGAAGCUGGAGUCCUACUUGCAGAACCACUUUGUGGGAUUAGAGGACCGCAAGUAUGACUAUCUCAUGACCCUCCACGGUGUGGUGAAUGAGAGCACAGUGUGCCUGAUGGGACAUGAGAGGAGACAGACGCUGAAUCUGAUCACCAUGCUGGCCAUCCGGGUCCUAGCUGAGCAAAAUAUCAUCCCCAAUGUGGCCAAUGUCACCUGCUAUUACCAGCCAGCCCCAUAUGUAGCAGAUGCUAACUUCAGCAAUUACUAUAUUGCCCAGGUUCAGACGGUGUUCCCGUGCCAGCAGCACACAUACUCUACUUGGCUGCCCUGUAAUUAAGGACCGAAAUUAGUAGACCUGGUGGGGAGAACGUUUUCUAACACGUAGAAGUGGGCCCUGUGCCCCUUUGAAAUGGGGUGUUUUGUGCAAUGGUGAUCUGCUCUGGUUUUCAAGCUUGGUAAAAGCCUGUGGUUCUUCUAAUAAACAACGGGAGCAUGAUCUAGAAAGAACCCCAAAAUAAUUGGAUCCUACCCCAGAGCACAAGAGGCCUGUCAUUAAAAGCAACCAGCUUCCCCUGAAAUAAGCGAGGGAGGAAUGCUUGAUGACAAUAUGGGUUGGCAGUAUCUGCUCCCAUAGCUUUGGCAUAGAGAAGGUGGGAAAGCCUUAUUUUCUUUUAUUUUUAUCCUUACUCUAGAAUGGGAUCUGCAAAAGGGAGAAUUACGAAAGAAACAAACAAAAAAAAACAACAAAAAGAAAAAAAAUACAAAAAACAAUUCCAUAUAUAUAUUCAGGAAUUAAAAGUAGAGGCAUAAAGCAGAGAUAAGCUGAAUAAAAAUGUAUAUUGGAAUUACUGCAUUUGGGGCUUGCAGCAAGUGCCGUCUGUGGAUUGACCGUGUAGAAUGUAUAGCUUGCUUGAAUAGAGAAUGCUUUACCAGAAACAGCUUGCUCCAAAUGAACAGUAGUAGAUUGGUACAGUUAUAAAAACAGAAACACGUACGAUGACAAAGUCCAUUAUUUCCAGCUGUGUGUGCAUGCCUCACAUUUUAAAAAUGUGAGAAUGCAGGGAAACCAGCUGUGGCAAACAAAAUAUGCUCAAGGACCAAAGAUUUCACAAAUAAGUUAUCCGAGCAAAGAA